AGAAAAGAAAAACAACAUAAAUGAGUCUUUUGAGGAGAGGAGGACAACAAUAAGGAGUCUUUUGGACACUUUUCAUGGGAAAGGACUCUCCUGAAGCCACUUCGGCGUAUUUUGGAUUUGGGUGUGUGUAGUGGUAGUAGUAUUGUGUUUGCUCCUUAGAGUGGAGCUCUGUGUGUGUGUGUGAGUGUGAGUGUGUGUGUGUGUAUGUGUGUGUGUGUGUGUGUGUGUGUGUGUGUGAGUAUACAAGUUUAAGAGCAUGUGCUCUCAUGUUGGUUUGCUGCAGCUGUUGAGCCGGUUCAGCCAGUGGUUGUGGUCGUUCUGAUUCUGCUUUUGAAAGCUGGGUUAGAGUAGUGUGAGUGCCUGUGUGUGUGAGAGUAGACUUGUGUCUUAGUGUGUGUGUGUGUGUGUGUGUGUGUGGUUUUGGAGACGCGCUUGGAAAGCGCAGACUAGGGAAGAUGCCUGCCAUUCUGGUCGCCUCGAAGAUGAAGUCGGAACUGCCCAAGCCAGUGCACAAUGCCCUUCCCAUUCCUCAGCACCCGUCCAAGACGGGCACGCUACCCGCCGCCGGCAAGCUGAAGGCUACUCUGGGCAGCCAGAGUGCCCACAGGACCCUCCAGCGGAACCAGAGCCUUGGCACGGCCACCACAGGCACCCCGGCGAAGAAGACCCCCGCAUCCAAAGGCAGCUCCACGGACCCUCAGAUUUACACAGACUGGGCGAACCACUACUUGGCUAAAUCGGGCCACCAGCGCCUCAUAAAGGACCUACAGCAGGAUGUGGCAGACGGAGUACUGCUGGCUGAGAUCAUCCAGGUCGUGGCAAAUGAGAAGAUUCAAGACAUCAAUGGAUAUCCGCAGAGUCGCUCUCAAAUGAUUGGAAACAUUGAGGCUUGUCUGGGUUUUCUGGAUGACAAAGGGGUGAACAUUAAGGGGCUGUGUGCAGAAGAGAUCCGUAAUGGGAAUCUGAAGGCCAUCCUCGGCCUGUUCUUUAGCUUGUCGCGCUAUAAGCAGCAGCAGAACCAGACUCCAAAGCCCACCGCUCAGACCCAGCGGCCUCACAGCCCUGCCCAGCCGCCUCUCGCCAAUGCUGGGCAGACUCCGCAGGGGAGCCCCUGCCCCGUCCAUAGCCACCAGGGCUCCGCCAGCCCUGCUCUGAAAGCUCACACAGACAUGACAUCCAGUCGUUCAUCCAAGGAUUCCACUCAGACUAAGAGGCCCAAGCUCUCUGUUGCUCAGAAAAAGACCUCUAGGCUGCCUGGGCUAUCAGCGCGCGCUGGAGAGGGGAAGCUGCGUGGAGCCAGUGGAGUGGGCAGCCGACGCAGCCAGAGCUUCAAUCACUGUGACAAGGCCAGGCCCCCCCUCAGCACCCACACCCCCACCAGCAGCCAUGACAGAGAGAGAGUUGCUGCGCUGUCUCCAUCGAUGGCCGACUGCGGGCCGGUCCGCACCUCCAGUCCUCAGCCCAGUGGUGGCGGCGGCAGUGGCAAACCGUGGCGGAGCAAGUCCCUGAACGCCAAGCACAGCUCCACGUCCCCCAUGCUCUCGGUCAAGCAGCCGGGCAGCGGCGCCCUGGACGCGCCUCCCAAAGUCAUCGCCCAGAAGUCCAUGCUGGAGAAGCUCAAGCUCUUCAACAACAAAGGCGGCUCCAAGGCCUACCCCACUGGUGGUGGUGGUGGUGGUGGCAGCGCUGGUUGGCUCCAGCAGGGGGCGCCAGAGCUGGAUGCAGUCGAGACGGACACCCGGCCGGGGACCCCGGGGAGCGUGUGCAGCAGCCAGCCGGACGAGGUGGACGGCGAGCACCAGAGGCCCUCCAGCCGGAGCGCUGACACCAGCCCCAAGCUGGCGCUGAGGGGCAUUGCCCAGCGCACGCUCAGCCGAGCCCUCACGCCCAAGAAGAGCGCCCUGAAGAAGGACACAGAGAAGGAGAAGGAGAGGACCAGGGCCAGGGAGGGCUCUUUGGCCCCUGACCAGCACCUCAGGGAGCUGAAGUGUCCGGAUUCGGCCACUUCAACCCCCGAGCUGAAGAAGAGCUCUUCCCUCCCCAAAGGCAGCAAGGCGAGCAGCAGUGCCAAGAAGGAGAGCUUGUCUCUAGCCCGCAGUGGCAUCCCCAAGCCAGGGGCUAAAGGCGCCAACACGGGACGUGGCUCAGUGGCGCCCUCCUGUGGCAAAGACGGGGAAAAAGGCCACGGUGCUAAGCCCAGCGCAGGGCUGUCAGUGCACAAGGGGCAGCCAGACAGCAGGACCUCCUCCUCUUCCAGUCUGGCGUCCUCGGAGGGCAGGGCUUCACAGACCAUCACCGUCAGCAGCUGUGGCCCCCUGGUGGCCAACACUGGUGCUACACAAGCGUCUACAGUCGGCGUGGAGCUACCUCAUCCCCAGCAGCACCACUGCCACCCCAACACUGCCACAGUGGCCCCCUUCAUGUACAGAUCCCAGACUGAUAUCGACAAGUCAGACUCAUUGGCCGAGACAGAGGGGUUUCCAGAGCCCCUGGUCCUCUGCAAGUCACUCCACACGUCUCUGGAAUACCUCGCAGGUGAGGACCCUGAAGCCAGGCGCCUGCGGACAGUGAAGAACAUUGCUGAUCUGCGGCAGAACCUGGAGGAGACCAUGUUCAGCCUCAGAGGAACUCAGAUCAGUCACAGCACCCUGGAGACGACCUUUGACAGCAGCGUGACCACAGAGGUCAGCGGGCGAGGUGGCGUGCUGGGCAGCCGGCCUGCCUCCGCGCUGCCAUGGCGACAGGGCUCGUCCAGUCCCCGGCUGCAAGCGGGCGACGCCCCCUCCAUCGGCCCACGUACCGGUGGCAACGCCACGCGAUUUAGCGGCGGCGGCGGAAACAGUGGCCGCUAUCAGCUCCACCACCGACAGACCAGCACCACCGUCGCCGGCGGCAACCCGCACCUGCCGGACAUGGCCGAGGAGGAACUGGACGCCUUCGCCGUGGAGACAGCUGGCUACAUGAGUGACGGUGACAUCCUGAGCAAACCUGUGAGCCGGAUCGACACCAUCAGCACCAGCGGCUACAUGACGGACGGCGGGCUAGGCAUGUACACGCGGCGGUUGAACCGGCUGCCGGAGGGAGGCAUGGCUGUGGUCCGGGAGAACGUGCACCGUAGCGGAGCGAGCCAGGCUGACACGGACAGUUGGGAUGAUAGCAGCUCGGUGAGCAGUGGCAUCAGCGAUACGCUGGACACAGAUGAGCUCAACACCAGCUCCUCCGUCAGCUCCUACGUCAACACACCCUCCGCCCCGCGCAAGGCCAUAGGCCAGCAGCCCCAGACGGACGCGGAGAAGCACUCGGCGGCCGAGCUCAGCGGUGGCGCGUGGUCCGGUGACGAGGCCAAGUGCUGCCCGGACGGCGGCUCCAAGAUGGAUGGCGGCUCUGGCAAGUGGUGCCGCCACCCCUCCGACAUCUCGGACGAGUCGGACAAGAGCUCGUCGAGUCGCAAGGUGGCGGCUGCAACGGCGGCAGCCACAACAAUGACGGCGAUGCCCACGAGCAUCUCUCACACGGGUUCCUGGAGACGGGGCAUGACAGCGCAAGUGGGCGUGACAGCGCCACGGACGAAAGGACCCACGUCAACAAGCGGUGGCACGCGGAGUCACAGCACAGGUAAGACGGAUGAUGCCAAGGUGUCAGAGAAGGGCUGCCUCCCUCCACGCUCCAACGGCCACCAGUCCUCAGACGCCGGCCGGGACGACACCAGGAAGCCUCCCCUCUCCGCCUCCUCCUCCUCCUCCUCUUCCUCCCGAGCCUCCCAGACGUCCUGCUCCCCCGGCAACCCCACCACCACCUUCGGCUUCAAGAAGCAGACGGCCAUCUUCAGCGGAUCGGCCACCCUGGGGAAGAUGCCCAAGUCCAUGGGGCCGCUCCAGAGUGGCCGCACCGCGGGCCUGUGCCGGCAGAGCAGCGUGGACGACGCCUACCUGCCCAUCGGCAGCCACGGCGGCUCCCUCGGGGUCACCCGGGGGUCACUGCAGUACCGCAGCCUCCCCCGGCCCAGCCGCUCGUCCGCGCGCUCCGUCGCCACCGGCUCGGACGCCAGCCUCAGGACGGCCACGCUGCCCAAAGGCCGCAGUGUCAGCGGCAAGGCCGCAGGCGCAACUCUCCCUCUGACCGCUAACGGCGUAGCUGGAAGCAGCAACCAGACGGACCGGGAGAAGGGUUCGGAGGUGGACGCCGUGAAGACGGGGCUACAGGCAGGAAGUGGACGGCAGGCUGGAGGGAAGUACAGUGAGAUGUCCUCCCCCACUCUGCGCAGGUUGUUCGGAGGCAAGCCCAGCAAGCAGGCAUCUCUCUCCAGCGCCGAGAGUGCCAAAAACGCCACGGUCAUCUCCAACCCCCUCGCCACCUCUGGCCAGCAAAACGGCCCCGGAGGAUGCUCCGCUGCCACCACCGCCACUGCCGCUGUCGACUCAACCUGGAGCUCCACGCUGGCCUACCCUGUGGCGCAGGGCAAUGGCAGUGGCAGCGAGGGGACGGAGGGGGCCCUGCUCAGGGAGGAGGUGCUGGCUGCCUGCCUGCACACCUCUGGAGGGAUGGUCAAAGCCGGCCUGGCCGCCAGGUAUGCUCACCUGCCCCAGCUGCGCAGCCAGGAGGAGUCGCGGGAUUGGCUGCGCUCGCACUCAGCGGGCGGUCUGCAGGAAUCAGCGGCCGGCGCCCACCCCUUCUCCCCCGGCCUCAUGUCCCCAUCCGGCACGACUCGCUUCAACUUCGCCCAGCUGGCAGGCAGUCAGCCCACUGCUGCUCAUGUCAACAUGUCCACCCUGCGCACCACCAACGGUCUAGCCAAUCAGGACGGGCCCUGUGUUGACCCUUACAGUGACCCACGCCUGCGCAACUCGUCGAUGUCGCUGGAGGAGAAGGGUCGCACCAUGAGCAACUCCGGAUCCUUCAGGGACGGCCUGGAAGAAGUUCAUGGCUCCUCACUGUCGCUGGUGUCCAGCACGUCCUCAGUUUACUCCACGCCUGAAGAGAAAUCACAUUCAGAGAUUCGCAAGCUUAGGAGGGAGUUGGAUUCCUCCCAGGAGAAGGUGUCUGCCCUUACCACUCAGCUGACGGCUAACGCUCACCUAGUGGCUGCGUUUGAGCAGAGCUUGGGGAAUAUGACCAUCCGGCUGCAGAGUCUGACCAUGACGGCAGAACAGAAGGACUCGGAGCUUAAUGAGCUGAGGAAGACCAUUGAGCUGCUGAAGAAGCAGAACACAGCAGCCCAGGAGGCCAUCAGCUGUGUCAUCAACACGCCUGACCUCAACUGCAAAGGUCCUUCAAACUCAGCCAGUGGAUCUCCGCAGUUGCAGCCUCCACCGCACGUGCCGUCACAGUCUCAGCCACAGCUCCAGCUGCAGCCCCAGACGCAGGCCCAGAUGCAGACGCAGACGCAAACGCAGGCGGACCUGCGCAUCCACAGACAGCACUCAUCUGACAGUGUGUCCAGCAUCGCCAGCGCCACAAGCCACUCCAGCGUGGGCAGCACCCUGGAGCUGGACGCCAAGAACAAGAAGAAGAGGAAGAACUGGCUACGAAGCUCUUUCAAACAGGCCUUCACCAAGAAGAAGUCACCCAAAUCCGCAUCGUCCCACUCCGACAUCGAGGAAAUGACCGACUCCUCGCAGCCUUCUUCCCCCAAACUGCCCCACAACGGACCCACCUCUUCCGCCCCCAUGCUCCGGACCUCUCACUCCAACUCUCUCCCUGUCCUCACCCCCCUGCCUGCUCGAACGCGAGGCUGGGGCAGUAACAGUGCUCUCAUGAGGACAGGCUCUCUGGCUCGGAUCUCCGAGUGCGUGGACACUGACGCCGAGACGGUCAUGCAGCUGCGCAGUGAGCUGCGGGACAAAGAGAUGAAACUGACCGAUAUCCGCCUGGAGGCCCUGAGCUCCGCUCACCAGCUUGACCAGCUGAGAGAGUCCAUGAACAACAUGCAGGGUGAGAUAGAGAAGCUGAAGUCGGAGAAUGACCGUUUGAAGAUGGAGUCUCAGGGCAGCUUCAGCAGAGCCACGUCCCAGUCGUCCUCCCUCAGUCCCUCUCUGCCAGCGCUCUCCUCCCAGCAGAGCCUCAGCCUCAGCGAGUCCACCAGCCUCGACAUGUUACUGGAGGACUGUGGAGAUGGAGGCUCUAGGAAAGAGGGCCGGCGUGUGAAGAUCGUAGUGAGUUUGGAGGACGAGGCCAAAUGGAAAGAGGAUGGUAGCCCUCGUCAGUUCCUGAUCGGCUCUAUCGGUGUCAGUGGGAAAACUAAAUGGGAUGUGCUAGAUGGCGUGGUCAGACGUCUCUUUAAGGAGUGCAUCAUCCAUGUUGACCCGGUGAGCCAGCUGGGUCUGAACUCUGACAGUGUUGUGGGCUACAGUAUCGGGGAGGUGCACCGCACCAGCGGAGCAGAAACGCCCGAGCUGCUGCCUUGUGGGUACCUGGUGGGGGAUAGUGACACCAUCGCUGUCAAGCUUAAAGGUGUGCGCGAGAGCAGCACGGACAGCCUGGUGUUUGAGACGCUCAUCCCCAAGGCCAUGCUGCAGCGCUACGUGUCGCAACUGCAGGAGCACCGACGCAUCAUCCUCUCCGGCCCCAGCGGCACCGGCAAGAGCUUCCUGGCCAGCCGGCUGGCCAAGCAUAUGGUGCUGCGCGAGGGACGGCCACUCACCGAUGGAGCCAUCGCCACCUUCAACGUGGACCACAAGUCCAGCAAGGAGCUUCGUCAGUACCUGUCUCACCUGGUGGACCAGUGCAGCAGCGGCAGCGUGAGUGUCCAGGCUGAGGACAGGCCCCUGGUGCUCAUCCUGGACAACCUGCACCACCUCAGCUCCCUGGGGGAGAUCUUCAACGGCCUGCUCAGCGCAAAGCACCACUACUGCCCUUACAUCAUCGGUACCAUGAAUCAGGCCAACGCUUCCACCCCCAACCUGCAGCUUCAUCAUAAUUUCAGGUGGGUUCUGUGUGCCAACCACACCGAGCCGCUGAAGGGCUUCCUGGGACGUUUCCUCCGUCGGAAGCUUCUGGAGACGGAGAUCAGCAGCCGCACGCGGACUGCGGAGUUGGUGCGCGUGGUGGAGUGGCUGCCCUGCAUGUGGCACCACCUCAACCGCUUCCUGGAGGCACACAGCUCCUCCGACGUCACCAUCGGGCCACGGCUCUUCCUCUCCUGCCCCAUGGAUGUGGAGGGGGCGCGGGUGUGGUUCACAGACCUGUGGAACUACUCCAUCAUCCCCUACAUGCUGGAAGCAGUCAGAGAAGGACUACAGCUGUAUGGGCGCAGGGCCGCCUGGGAGGACCCUGCCAAGUGGGUGAUGGAGAGCUUCCCGUGGGCGGCGAGCCCUCAGCAGCACGAGUGGCCGCCGCUCCUGCAGCUGCGGCCCGAGGACGUGGGAUUUGACGGCUACUCGCUGGCCCGUGAGGGCGGCCACAGCAAGCAGGACACUCAGGGAGAGGCCGAGAGCGACCCUCUAAUGAACAUGCUGAUGAGACUGAAGGAGGCGGCUCAUUCCACAGGCCCUCAGAGCUGCGACAGCGACUCCAACAGCAACAGUCACCAAGACAAAGUGAUCGACUCGUCACUGGAGUCUACACUGUGAUGUCCAGACAGCCUGUUCUCAGCAGUGAAAAACUGCACUCAGCAACUGAAAAAAUACUAAAUAUCAAGCAAUAAGAGACUUGCUUCUUUCUCUUCCUGAAAGGACUACAGGUAAAGCAGAGAUUUUGGGAGGGACGGUGAAGCACAAAACAGUAAAAGCAAAUUAAAGUGACACAACUAUGAGGAAUUUCAGUGUUUGCUCUGGGAAGUUCACAUCAUGUUACAUGUUUUUUUUUUUUUUGGUGAACAACACUUAAUGUGAACUGUGAACGCAACGUUUCAACAGAAAACCAGAGUCAUUAAAACUCCAACCUGUAAGUGUUAAUGCAGGUUAUAGUAACAUUUACAUCACGAAAUUAUGUGGGCCCCACUGUGACAACUUUUCAUUUUUAUCUGUCCCGUUUCAAUCAAUACACUUUUGUUUCAUCUUUUUUCAUUAACGCAUGUCUACAGUCUUUGGACAUGCCUAUUUCACCUGCAGAGUAUGCAGUGAAACACUCUGGCAAACCCCACACACAGAGUAACUGCUACCUUCAGCUCACCCUGUGUUGCUCAGUCAUCGGACCAGUUAAGAUGCAGUGACAUCACAGUCUUUAGAUUCAUACUUCUACAGCCUUUUGAACUUUGUAUGCACAUUGUACGCACAUUUUCACGAAACUGAAAUUGAACUGCAUCGGUCUGUUGGCCCCUGCUCCCUGAGCCGGGUGCACUGAACAACCACCCUGUUGUUGUCUGCAUCUACUCGCGAUGCCUUAGUGCUUGUCUAGCAGAAACGAGAGCACCUGUUCACGUCCAUGUGAACGUAGUUACAGGGCUGUACACGCUAGUGCCUCAGCAGUGCUCUGGUGUAGGUAAAGGAUAAAAAUAGAGACAUACCUUGAGCCCCUCUGGUGCUGAAGUGGAGGACUUCCCUGGUCAACUCCAGCUGGGUGAUCGGGACCUUGAUCAUGUUGUUUGCAGUCUGACUGAGGUGUUGAAUCACACUGACGUAGUAAAAGUUUUUUUUUUUUUUUUGUAUGGAAACAAGCACACCUAUCGGAGCUGAACCCAGGGCAAGGCACAGAGAGAGCCUUGUGGCGUUGUAGGUGGUCAGAUUUCUGAACAGCUUUGUCUAACGCGAGAGUGCGUUUAUCCCAAGUGCUGACUGAAGAGCUGAAAGCACCACUGGUUUUGUGAGCUGGAGAAGUUCCUGAGACUUUAGAAGCACUUUUGGGGGAUCUGCACAUGUUGUUCCCAGCUCUCCUUUGAACUGAACUGCUGGCGUGCCUAGUAGUUCCCUUGGAAGACUUAGCGCAGUCCCCAUUUGCAUUAAGUAUAAAUGGAGUCCUCAGUGUUGCUUUAGUGAGAGUGACUGCACUUUAUUCCCUCAGCAGAUGAAGUGUCUUAAGAUCCAAUUUCACUCAUAUUACGCCCCUUUGAAUUCAUUCACAGAGUCUCCGUGGGUUGUUUUAUUGUUGUUAUUUUGAGUGCUAUAUAUCUAUCUGAUAAAGAAAUCUAUGCAACACCCAUUCUCCUUUUUUUUAAUUUUAUUUGGACUGAAACCAAACAGGUACCCCGCAGUUUUAGGAACUGCUAGUGUUUGUUGUGCCGAAAGUUCAUUGACAUGUGAAUUCUCCCUAACUCUUUUCUUUGAGGUUUUUUGUUUAUUUUGUUUAUGUUUUUCUUUAUUUGUGUUGUUGUGUUGGACUACCAUAUCUUUGUGUUUAAGAAUGUUAAGGUUCAUUUAAUAAAAAAUACGAGGGAGGAGUUGUUGACCACAUUGUUAAGAUGUUUGAAAAGUUGUGUUUGGGAAUUGAAUCAUUAAUUGUGUAGUGCAAUUUGUUUUUGUAAAUUUUUCUUGUAUUUGUAACAUACGUUUGUAAAUAUCUGAUUUCAGAUCUACAUUUUGAGAACUUUUUUCUAACAACUUUUAAGAGAGGUAGGCCAUGUUUUAUGUACAGUGCUCAACAGUAAGGUUGUAGAUUUUCAGUCACAGUCUGUAAAUUCCAUGGCAAUAAAUAUUAUCACUGUUGGAA
Messenger RNA from Alosa sapidissima (American shad), 9582 nucleotides. Its product is annotated as neuron navigator 2-like. The coding region runs from base 456 to 7568 and encodes 2370 amino acids. Lineage: Eukaryota; Metazoa; Chordata; Actinopteri; Clupeiformes; Clupeidae. The transcript is spliced from 38 exons. Gene Ontology annotation, molecular function: ATP binding; ATP hydrolysis activity; protein binding. The record is from RefSeq and is a predicted model, not a curated record. Gene Ontology annotation, biological process: neurogenesis; nervous system development.